Messenger RNA from Schistosoma guineensis, 975 nucleotides. The record is from the annotation of a GenBank genome assembly. NCBI's taxonomy places the organism in Eukaryota, Metazoa, Platyhelminthes, Trematoda, Strigeidida, Schistosomatidae.
AUGCCAAGUUUUCCUGCCAUUUCUCAACACCUAAAGUGGUCGUGUGCUGUAAUUGCGAAAAUUAAAUUUCAAGAUAAACGUAAUGAUGUAAUUUUCCUCGGAACAAAAGUGAAUCCUACUGUUAAUUUGGUUUAUUUUGGAGGUGAUGUACAGGAUUACGAAUAUAAUAUGAGUCAAAAUAAUUUUAAUAAUCAGUAUAUUAGAUGGAAUUUGGAAGAUACUGCCCAAAAUUUGUAUGUACGAUUUACCAAUCACUUUCGUGACUCUAAUCCCCAUGUGUGGAUUAUUCGUGCUUCACAUUGGAUAUCUAAUUCAAUAGCUUGUUAUGUUAAUUUCAUGCCUUUUACGAAAUCUGGUGUGCCAUUAUUUGAAAAUGACGAUAUCUGUAAAAUGACAGGAAUGAUGCAUUUAAGUUGUUUGCUGUCAAAUGCAGCUAAAAAGUUGUUAAAUUGUGAAGCUAAUAUACAGUGUCAAAUAUCUACUAUCCCUAUAAGACUGAUUGGUUUUAGCAAAGGUUGUUGUGUUUUGACAGAGAUAUUAUAUGAAUUUUCAGUAUUAUCCCGCUCCAAAAAAUUACCCACUGAUUCCGUGAAAGGUGUUCCUGCACAAGUAUUGGGACUUUCUCAAAUCAUAACAGACUUUUACUGGCUUGAUUCUGGACAUUCAGGUACACAUCAUCAGUGGCCAGUUUCGCUUAACUACCUAUCUUUGCUGAACCCCGUCUCAUGUCCCAGAAUACAUGUCCAUGCAUCUCCCUAUCAGAUAAUGAACCAGCUAAAACCUCAAAAAUCUAAUGAUUUUUAUAAAUUUCUGGAUAUUUUAUCUCACUUGAAUUUGCCUUUUAAAAAGCAAUUGCAUUUUAUGCCUGUUGAUCAUGAAAAUUCAGAAUCACCGUUUACCAAUUUGAGAUCAAAAAAUGAGAUGAUCUGUUCAUUAGACUAUCAUUUCGAGAUUUUGAACCACUUUAUGUUUUGA